ACUUAGGGCCAGACGUCAGGGGGAACUUUAUUUAACCUUUCGAAUAAAGCACCCAGGCUCGAACCGAGCCAGAUUCCCAAAUUCUAACCACCGUCCAGCCAUCCGCCUCUCCGUCCGCUCCGGAAAACCGAAAACCAGAAGCAUGGCGCACCGCCUGCAACUCCGGAGCGAUGACUUCGACGUAAUCGGCGCCGUGCCGCGCGACCUGUCCGUGAUUAAGAACUUUCUGAAGCGCGAUUGUGCCGUCAAGAAGCUAAUCGACAUCGAGGAGGAGUUCCUGAGGGAGUGCGUACUUCGCGGCGAGGAUCCCAUGAAGCCGAAUAAAAAAGAUGGCAACGACAUCGUACAGCGUGGCAGUGGGUUGGGAUCCAAGUCUGCGGAUCCUCAACCAGAUCCCUGUGCUAGCAAAACCCCAGAGAACACAUUGGCGUCCGACUACUGUGAUCCCUGCCGACGACUCAAGACCUCUGUGGUUCUUGAAGAGCUCACGAAACCUGCCACUACGAAUCCGGUGUACAACAAAUCCUUGCCGCCUUACUUUGACGAAGAGAGCGUGAUGGGCAACUCGUUGCCCGUAAAGUUCCGCUUCCGGCGCAAGUUCAAUAAAUGUGACCAGGAGAAGCCCAACAACCUGAUGUGCACCACCACGCCGAGCACCAACGUGGUUGUGCUGACCAACUGUUGCGAUGUGAUGGUGUGGCCCAGUCAGCGGGUGGCCCAGAUGAACCGAGUGCCGGUGACCACGCUGACGGGCGAUGCCGAUCUCACGGAGUACAUGCUUGAGGAGGAGACCAUCAUGUGAGAGACGGAUGGUAUCGCGAAAUUACAGCGAGUGUUGAACCCAGUUUGGAACAAGCAAUUCAAUAAACAUUUACCCCU
Drosophila subpulchrella is the source of this 879-nucleotide messenger RNA. RefSeq lists its product as uncharacterized. The record is from RefSeq and is a predicted model, not a curated record. The transcript is spliced from 2 exons. NCBI's taxonomy places the organism in Eukaryota, Metazoa, Arthropoda, Insecta, Diptera, Drosophilidae. Bases 143 to 802 code for a protein of 219 amino acids.